Molecule: messenger RNA, 839 nt
Organism: Dendrobium catenatum
Lineage: Eukaryota; Viridiplantae; Streptophyta; Magnoliopsida; Asparagales; Orchidaceae
Product: uroporphyrinogen decarboxylase, chloroplastic-like
Exons: 5
Coding region: 144-839 (231 amino acids)
Biological process (GO): porphyrin-containing compound biosynthetic process
Molecular function (GO): uroporphyrinogen decarboxylase activity
Source: RefSeq, a predicted model, not a curated record
AUCUGGCUACAGGAACGGAUACACAUAUUCCUCCACCGUCGUAGACCCCUCACUAGAUUCAGAUAAGGGAGGACUUCAUUUCCAGCUGAGGUCGGAGGUCAGAAGGCUGAGAAGAGUGGGAGAAGGAGCGAAGAAUUCCGAUAAUGGGGAGCAUUUCUUGCCCCGUUUCUCUAUGUUCUCAGCCCAAGUCUCUCAAAGCGAGGUAUCGCUCCCGUUCUUCAUCGAGGAUGCUCGAUGUGCGUUGCACCGUCGGAGAGGUUGUGGCAGAAUCAAGAGUUUCUAGUGCUACUGAGCCACUUUUGAUAAAUGCUGUUCGAGGGGAAAAAGUUGAUCGACCUCCUGUCUGGCUAAUGAGGCAAGCAGGGAGGUACAUGAAGAGCUACCAAAUGAUAUGUGAAAGGUACCCUUCAUUUCGUGAAAGAUCAGAAAAUGUAGAUCUUGUUGUUGAAAUUUCUCUACAGCCAUGGAAAGUUUUCAAGCCCGAUGGGGUCAUAUUGUUCUCAGACAUAUUAACCCCCUUGCCAGGUAUGAACAUUCCAUUUGACAUUCUUAAAGGAAAAGGUCCAGUUAUACAUGAUCCACUAAGAACAGCUAAUGAUGUUGCUGGAGUAACGGAGUUUGUUCCAGAAGAAUCAGUUCCCUAUGUAGGCGAGGCAUUGUCAAUAUUAAGGGAGGAGGUAAAAGGAGAAGCUGCUGUAUUAGGCUUUGUUGGGGCUCCUUUCACUUUGGCUUCUUAUGUUGUAGAAGGCGGUUCAUCUAAGCAUUUCUCAAAAAUAAAGAACUUGGCUUUCUCUCAACCCAAGGUAACUUUCUGCUUAUCUUUAUCAGCAAUUUGUUAG